Molecule: messenger RNA, 8097 nt
Organism: Fusarium sp. VM40
Lineage: Eukaryota; Fungi; Ascomycota; Sordariomycetes; Hypocreales; Nectriaceae
Source: the annotation of a GenBank genome assembly
AUGGGACGUACAAUAACCCUUUUGCGCAAGGGCAGUCGCAAUCUCCAUUGUAAUCACCCCUCAGCACCCUUCAAGAUUCCUCUUGUUAAUCCUCAAUCAACUUCUAGAUCCCCUCAAACGCCUGGCGGAUACCAGGUAAACGUCAACCGUUCAAAGACGAGGAAAUGGGUCCAAGCGCCCGUCCAAAAUUAUGAUGGUGACGACUGGGGCGCAGACGAAUUCGAGGACGAUGAGCCGCCACCACCACCUGUUCCUCGAGUUACAACUGGCCUCCGAUCAGUCGGCCAACGACUUCCGAACGAACCACAUGGGCCUUCUCCGAGAUUAGCUGCCGCUGUAGCUUCCAGUUCUCGGGGUUCAAGCGGCCCGCCCUCGCUUCAGCUUCAGACCCAACACCCAGACGCAGCAUUCAACACGACUCACCCGGAAGAGGUUCAUACUGUUCCAUCACCAAUUGCAGGACGAAUUGGAUCGCCUGCCCCUCUGUCUUCUGGAGCCGGAUCUUCGAAAGCCCCCAGCUAUCACCAGCAGCCUGAUGUUCGAUCCUCUACCCCGCAGAGUACCACCAGCUCCGCUGCUCGGGCUUCUCCUUCGAUGCGACCCGACCUAUAUCGCCACCUAGAUGACGAGCGUAAGCUGGGCGGUUCGCCGUUAUCUAUCGCGGAUAAUAUUGCGCCCCGACCAGAUGACCGCUCUGCUCCCGUGAGCGAGUCAACACGACAGGGACUCGGUCAAGAAGAUGGCCCUGCGAUUGAUCGAGUUCAGAAGCAGCCAACUUUUGACAGUAUUCUUGCGAAACGCGAAGAGCCUGGCAUGGGACAGAAGGUACCAGACAGUGCACCUGUUCCAGAUAGCGGUGAUGCUUUACAGCAGUCCAAUAAUCACAACGACGAAACGGUCAUUUACUCACCGACAGACAUUGACCGGAAACGAUUAUCUGUUAGCCCACAGCUUCCCGAUGUUGCGCGCAUGUCGGUAUUUGGUGCCGACUUCUUCUCUACUGGAAAUGACAAUUCGAGAAACGCCCCUCCCUCGUCUCAAGACCCAAUCAAGCAAGAACAUCCCUUGUCCUCUCAUCAGUCAACUGACAGUCCUGGAAACCUCCCUACGUUGGAUGAGAAGCCUAGAGAAAGCGAAGACAGCUCUAGUAUGUCUGGAUCCAACGAUGCUUCUUUCAACAAGCCUUCCCUUUUGCCUGUAAAUGACCCACGGUCCGUUCCUCCCCUACGCACGCCAAGCCCGAAUACCAAAGGACUCUUCCCAUCGCCGAGAGAGCCUGACAGUGCGGCUGAAGCAUCUUCCAAGCUCACACCUACGGAGCCGUUGCAUGCUCGGCAACUGGAAUAUUCGCCUUCAGAUUACGAGCCGAAUUCCGCCUUGACACAAGGGACACUGAACACUUUUAACUCAUCACCUAUUAAGGAAAGUGAUGUUUUGAGCGAAGAAAUUAUGAGGUCCUUAAGCCCCAUCGCCCCAACACCAAACUCUGGGCUUUCUCCUCAGCCUCCACUAGAGAAUACUCAAUCACUGUCACCGGGAGGACAAAACAAUAUGCGCAAUAGUAGCUAUACUCUUAGCGAUUACGACAGCUAUUGGGCUGAUUCGAACGAGAAGCCUGGUCAAGAAUCCGGCAAAGAGGUAGAAGCACAGGCACAUGCCCAAGAGAAACCCAAAGCUGAAACUGCACCAAUGUCUGAGCAGCAGCAACAAUCAACUACCGAGCAACCAUUAACCGGCAUUUUACCCUCGAGUGUUGCUCAGUUUGGUAUUGAUUCUACCUCUCAGCCAGAGUCACCCGCAUCUGACUCACGACGACGUUUCUCAUGGGAAGCGGGUUUUGAAUCCCCUCCGAAGAUUCUCCCUGUCGUGCCCCCUACUGGGAGCUUCAACAACGAAGCUCCUGUCUUGGCUUCUCCUUCGCAGCCGGCGUCCUCUGACAUGCAGUCUCCAAAAAACGUUGAUUUGAACGAAACAAAUCAAAACAAAGACUCGUCACGAAAUUUUGAGACACCAACAAUUGUCAUUCCACCGUCCAGUGGGAUCUCUCAUCAGGUUUCGAAGGCUAGCACCCUACCACCAAGCCAGCAGCCUGCUACUCUGGAGCCCCCCUCUCCAGUCUCCGUGGAGAAUGAUAGUACUACACCACAAGCUGCAGAUGAUCGACGUCCAUCUGUCACAGAGAAUAAGAUCUUGAAUCAAAUUCCAUCGAAUCUGUCGUCAGCAACACCGCCUCAGGGAAAUACGACCAGAGCAAUCCCUUCAAGCGAGUUUCCCCAGACUACUCCGUGGCGCGAUAUUAUGAGCUUGGCGACACCUGUGCAAAGGACUCUCAAGUUCGAAGCAGGUCGAGAAACCCAUCAAGCGUGGGAAUCGGGCUUGGAGAACUGGCUCUCCAGUCUUAUGGUUGAGCAUCCCGAAUACGCGAACGGAACGGCUUCUUUUGCAGGAGCCAGUGUGCCUGCACCACAGAAGGGACAUGGACCAGGUCCUAGCGUCUCUCAAACUCAACAGCCAUAUUAUCAGCAGUAUCUCAACGCGAGCACACCCACGACAGUACCAGCGGUGGGCCGGUCACGACUGGGCAGCGGUUCCAUGCCUUCCGGGUCCAGCAGCUUCGGAAAUUCAGGCGGCCAGAUCGGUACGAAAAGCAAGGAACUCAUGCAGUCUGCUGGAAAGAUGGGCAAAGGAUUGUUUAGCAAGGGAAAGAGCAAAUUGCGUGGAACUGGGGACAAGGGCGAACCAACAUCUCCGGUGCAGACAAAGCUCAAGACUGAGAGGCGCGCAUCGUGGGGCUUAGAUCGUCUCACCAGAGCCCGCGCUGAUGAAACCCCCGAGAAAGACGUCGUGAACUCGAGGCCUUCGACGCAAUCGUACCAUGCUCCUCAGUCCUCCCAGUCAUCUAGUAUACUACCUUCAGGCUCUGUGCCUUCGACUAUCGGAUCAGGUAAGCGAGUUGCCUCACAUGAGGGCUACGGGCCCCAGUUCUCGCAAGAACCAUCUGCAUUUGCCAGUAAAGAACAUGACGAACGAUCACAAUGGUAUAUCCCAACCCCUGUUGAUGAGUCAACUUGGGAUCCUUUCAAGGAAACUGGCCUCGCCAAGGACAAUGUUUCCGAACAUUCCGGAGCUUUGCUUGCAAACCAAGAUCAACCUCAGCAGAGUCCUGGCACACAAGUAGCCUCUAGUAAGCUGUUGUCUGGCGAUGCGACUCCUUUGCCCACCAACAAUGGCAUCCGUAUGGUACCCUCAGAAGAGGAGGCUGCUAUGUCCAAUCAGCAGCCGUCCGUUUAUGCUGCCGUCACUCAAGAGACUUCUCCUAGCGUCCAGGCCCAGCCUCAAUCUCCUUCACAGCUUUUUGAUGCUUCAACUACGCCUCAACGUCACUCAUCCUUCGUGGGACUACCACCAAUCAGAAGGGGUUCGACUUUUGAUGUUAAUUCGAGGUCAACCAAGACAGAGCCCAGGACCACCGAAACUAUAGACGAACAUUUUGCUCCAGAGGCCGAGGACUAUGACGAACUUGCUCGCCAACAAGGAACGAUUACGUCCGAAGUUACUGUUGGGUCGACCCUAGUUGGAACUGACUCUAUCUUGCAAGGUAAAGAGUUCGAAAAGGGUGUUGACGAGCCAGAGCAGCAAGAUGUUGCUCAGCAGCAGCCGCAGUCGCAGCCGGAACAACAACAGCCCUUUCAAGGACAGCAGCAGCAUCCGCCGCAAUCGCUACCACAGCAUCCCUUCCAAAUGCAUCCCGUCAACAUGCAUGCAGCUCAACAAGGACCUAUACCCUCACAAAGCUCUACGCACCAGCCUCCAUCGCUGCCAUUACUCCCACCCCACCUUAUGGGAGGCAACCCGGUCCAGAAGCUGCCUCCUUCUGGACCAUGGAAGUUGGAGGAAAGCCACUUGUCUGAGCCUUUACACCGGGUCACCCCUAAGAGCUCGCCGCUUCUUCCAUCAGGCCAAUGGAAGCUGGAAGAAAGUCACCUAGCCGAACCGCUCCAUGUUGUAAAUAGGAACCGAGCUGGCACAAAUGCCUCACAGCGUUCACAAGUCUCACAAAUCUCACAACACUCACAACACUCACAACAAGAUCCAUUCUUCGGUUACAACAAGGAGACGGGCGACGUGCCCACUUCACCUUCUUCGGGCUCUACAGCUCAGCACCAACAUCAUCAGCGGCAGAAGCCCUCCGAAGUGCCACCUUCAUCUGCCAACCGGUAUCCAAGUCUCUUCCCAGGUCAACAACGGCGUCAGAGCAACCCUCUAGACGGCCUUGCCGUUCCUGGAUCUCAAUUUCCAAGGCGCAUGUCUCAAGAAGGAGGUAUUGCAAGAACAGGAACAGGUAACAACGAACCUGCCCAAGAUGAGCGUGGACGGCCAAGGAAGACAUCAGCACUAUUUAAGGAUAUAGGGCAUCGAUUCAGGAAAGGCUCGACAGAACGACGUGGCACACCCGAGCAGUACGGUCAACAAUACCAGUCCCCAAAGCAACAGCCACAACCACAACAUGGAGAAGUCCCAUCGGAUGCAGCCUCGGUGUCCAGCGUUACAACUGAUGGAACACACGACCGAAAGAAGUCCAGGGCGAGCUUUAUGCUGGGUCUCAGGAGUAAGCAGAGCCGAGAGAGACUCUCGAUGCCUCCUCCACCGCGUCCGGAUGACAAUAGGCCCGCCUCGUCAAUGGAAGAUAGGAGGUCGUCUCGACUCAACCCUGGAUUCGAUCCUACUUCCGGUCAGAGGCCUACUGGUCCACCGCGCGCAUUUACCUCUAACCUGGCCAACGAGAUGAGCCAAUCUGCAAGCGCUACUCCUCCAGCGAAGAAGCGAUUUUCGGCUUUCGGGACUAAGGCUGCCAUGGCGGGUGUUUUUAAUCGACCGAGUAGUGGUACUUACUCCAAACCAGGUACUCCUACCUCCUCGAGACCAAUCUCAAGUCAUUUGGGGGCACAGCAACUAGUUUCUGUAGAACAGCCUCAUCCAGGCUUCGAACGAAGUAGUACGGCUGGCCCAACUUUCAGUCAUAUGCUUCCAACUCCAUCAGAUGCACCACCAUCUGAUGAGCGCCGCAAAAGACGAGGCUCGGCUGCUGGACUACUCUCUGGUCUCUUGGGGCAUGGCAACAAGAAUAAAGAGCCUCAACAGAGCGCUUCACUCCAAGCACAACAGCCGCCUGUGCAACAGCCACCUAUGCAGCAGCCGCCUAUGCAACAACCGCAAGCUCGCCACCCUUCUGGGCCGCAGCUUGAUGCCCCUCGGCCUCCCUCGCUACAGGCCCAGGGUCGGAAACCAUCAGGCCCUAUGCUGCCCCAGAUGCCUGGAGCUUACCCAGAGAGUCCUAUGCCAACUCCUCUACCCAGUGGCCCUCAGACAGCCGACCCGAUGCUCGCCAGCCCUCAGCCUGAAAGGCCUCAGGAACCGCCUAUGUUCCGCCAAGCGACCGGGGGUUAUAUGCCCAGGGACCAGUCUCCGAUGUCAACCUCCAGGUCCUUAACUGGCGGCUUGAGAGACAAUCAGCACGCGCCUGCCGCUUACCGGAACUCACGUCCAUCUCCUUUGGGUUUUGGCUCCACGACACCAGCAGGAACUCCUCCUAUAGGGGCGAUGAGUGAUCACAGCCGUCAAGGAACACCGCAGACACCUUUCAGUGUAGGCCAAAGCUUCCCGGAUCAUAGAGCUGCAAGAAUGCGAUCAAUCUCCCCAGCUGGAUCAGCUAUCCGCAGUGCCCCAACGACGCAAACAUCUUUUAACGUCCCAAGCACGGCUCCGACAACCCAGACUUCGUUCCACCACUCCACGCAGUCCCUUGACAAGCUCGCCCAGACUAAACAAGAUGAAGGUUAUGUUCAAGGACAUACCAUCAACUCACCUAGCAUGUCUCUACAGUAUGGUGUUAGACCUGGACAAGGUGCAUCAGAUAAUGGCAUGCCUUUGUCUCCAGUGUCUCAGUCGUCCAACGCAGGUCCCCCGUCGGUGUCUUCUAUGGCUACCCAGAGCCCUCGUCUGAACAGUUCUUUUGUGGCUGGCGGGAGACGACAGUCUUCUCAAUUAUCGCAGCCUGGUACGCCUGUCACAUCAACGGUGCCCACUGCUCCGCCAGUGCAGAACCCUGUGAACAGGACAGUAAUGCCGCCUCAACAACAAUCUUCCUCCAGAAUCCAGCAGCCUACGGGUGCUCAGCCACAAAACGGCCAGCAGCAAGGCUAUCAAAUCGCUCAAGGCCAGCAGUAUCAGCCUAGCGCUCGUGAGCCGUCAAGUGGCUAUCCUAUGCCAGGACAACACCCACAGGCAAUGGUUCCCGGUCGCCCGUCGAUGCAGAUGCAGCAUUCUGACGGAGGUCCUCCAGUACCACCAAAGGACGGCAGGAACGCUUUGCAGCAAUCCCAGGUCGCCGAUCAACCCGUUCGUCAGGGUAGCCCCGGAGCAUCGAAGUGGAAGGGCUUGAGGAACCGCAUGUCUGGACAGAUUGCGCAUAAGUCGGCGCCUAGCCAAGGAAAGGGCGAAAACGACAAGUUGACGGCAAGCAAGAUCCUAGGGGCGUUUAAACGAGGCUCCAGGGAGAAUCGACAGUCAAUGGUCAUUCCUGAUUUACAGGCUUAUCAGCAGCAUCAGAUGCGUCCUGUACAGCAGCAGCCAGCUCAACAGCAGGUCCGGCAGCCUCAGCAGCAUUCUUCUAGCCAAGUUCCGUAUACACAGACACAGUCUCCUCGUCCGGCAUCGCAGAUUAGUGGUCAAGCUUUCGGACAGGUACCGACUCCUCGACCUUCAUCUCAACUCAGCAACCUUUCCCAGGCGCAAAUCCAGGCCAGGCGUGGAUCGGCGAUGUUCGGCAGCCCAAAUCUGCCACAGCAGCAAUUCCGAGGGUCCUCUGGAUCUUUCCCUUCAAGUCAGUCUGGUAUGGCUCAGUCGCAGCCGGGUUAUGCGUAUCAAUCCUCUCCUCAAGGGCAAGGCCAAUUCCCUCCUUCACAUCCACAUUCGCCUCAUGCUCGGUUCCACUCUCCUCCGCAGCAACAAGGACAAUUCACGUCUCCUACGAUGCCGCAAGGUCAAUUUAGGUCUCCUGUUCAACAUCAGGGGCAGUUCCAGUCCCCUGCCCAGCAGCAGCAGCAGUUUCAAUCUCCUCCGCAACCUCAGGGUCAGUGGCAGCAGCAGAGGCAGCCAUCGGGAGGUCAAUUUCCUCCUGCGCAGUCUCGGCAAAGUUCGUACCCUGGGCAAUGGCAAGGAACAGUUGGACAGAGUCCUGAUUCGUCUGCUCAUCAAAGCCCUCGACAUUCUCAGUUCCCACAGCAGGCCAAUAGUCCUCAAUUUGGUCAUGAUGAAGAAUCUCACCCUGUUCAUGUAUCGACGCCCGAUACGGUUCAUUCUCCUACGCCAGUACAUGCCCCAUCGCCACGCCCUUCGUUGCUGAACCUUCUCGUAUCCGGCAAAACAGAAGAUGAACUAGCUCAAGAGAUUCAGCCUGAGUAUACGAAAGCCGCUCCUCGUACUGAUCAAAGCAACACAAACCAUAGCGCAAACGCUACCAAGCAGAGAUUUGCCGGCACCGAUAGUCCCCAAAGCGGCAGAACUAGUGGAAGCUCCAGAGUUGGCGCCGUUCCACCACCAGCACAGCAGCAUGUUUCCCCAAGGAUUGGCACAGACCAGAACGGCGGUUCAAAAACCCAGGCUCCUACUCUCCCCAUGCUUUCAUUUGCUACUGGUACGAUGAUGGGAGAUGAAGCUGUCUCGAACGCUACCAGGCACUUCUUAUCCAAAGCAGAGGAGUCCCAUGGUGUGUCGCUUAGUCCCCCAACUGGACACUCUGGCGAAGUCAGUCCAAGUUCGACGAGACAAUCACCCUCAGGCGUAGGCAGUAUGAGCCCGCCCAACGCUGUGGCUAGUGGAGGCCCGUCGUUCCAUGCCGAACUCGAAGACACAGAGGAUGCCCGAAAGCGCACGCUUCGAAUCAACUCGCAGGAAGAGAAGAUUCACUACGAUCCUAAUGCCGACUCCGAUGGAGAGGUACCUCCUUCAAUGAGCGCGACUAGUUAUCCUGGACAAGAAUGGAAUCCUUACGGAAUGCCUGAACUGGGCGAUUGGAACGAACACGCGGGUCGCUAA